Molecule: messenger RNA, 2217 nt
Organism: Arachis stenosperma
Lineage: Eukaryota; Viridiplantae; Streptophyta; Magnoliopsida; Fabales; Fabaceae
Product: pentatricopeptide repeat-containing protein At4g19191, mitochondrial-like
Exons: 2
Coding region: 1-2217 (738 amino acids)
Biological process (GO): RNA modification
Molecular function (GO): RNA binding; protein binding
Source: RefSeq, a predicted model, not a curated record
AUGAAAACAAAUGGGAUAAUUGUCCAUUAUUCAAAUGGCAGUGCGUCUUCUGCAUCACUUUUCAGAAAGCCCCUUUACCUAUGGAACUUGAUGAUUCGAGAUUCUACCAAUAACGGCUUCUAUACUGAAACCUUAAACAUAUACACUUCAAUGGUUUCACACACUGGUGGGCAUGGGAACACCUUCACUUACCCUUUGCUCCUAAAGGCCUGUGCCAACCUGGGUUCCAUGAUUCAUGGGACUAUGAUUCAUGGCCAUAUUCUGAGACUUGGCUUCCAAGAUGACUUAUUUGUUCAAACUGCACUUGUUGGCAUGUAUGCUAAGUGCACUUAUGUUGAGUGUGCACGCCACGUGUUUGAUGGAAUGGCGCACAGAAGCGUCGUGUCCUGGAACUCCAUGAUUUCGGCUUAUUCUCGUGGGUUUUUUAUGGAUGCGGCAUUCAGCCUCUUGAAAGAUAUGUGGGUUCUUGGCUUUGAGCCAAGUUCGCCCACAUUUGUUUCAAUUUUGUCAGGUUGUUCGGAUUCAGAUUCAGAUUCCUUUAGCUUUUGGUGGCAAGGGAUGUCGAUACAUUGUUGCUUGAUCAAACUUGGACUUGUGUAUUCUCAAGUUACUUUGGCCAAUGCGUUAAUGGGAAUGUAUGUUCACUUUAGCCAAAUGGAGGAAGCGAGGAAGGUUUUUGAUUUGAUGGAUGAAAAAUCAAUAAUUUCUUGGACAACUAUUAUGGGAGGUUAUGUGAAAGUUGGCCAUGUUGCGGAAGCAUAUAAUUUAUUCAAUCAAAUGCAGCAUCAAAGUACUGGCAUAGAUUUUAUUGUAUUUCUAAUUCUUAUAUCUGGUUGUAUACAAGUAGGAGAUCUCUUAUUAGCUUCAUCCGUUCAAGCUUUUGUACUUAAAUGUGGAUGCGAUAAUGAGGAGUCCAUUGAAAAUUUGCUAAUAACUAUGUAUGCAAAAUGCAGUAACCUUGCAUCUGCUAGAAGGAUAUUUGAUUUGAUUAUCAAAAAGAGUAUUUUUUCAUGGACAUCAAUGAUUGCAGGAUAUGCCCAUUCGGAUCACCCAUUGGAGGCAUUGCAUUUGUUUAGAAGGCUUGUACGGACAGAUUUUAGACCAGAUGGACCAACCGUUGCUACUGUUAUAUCAGCUUGUGCUGAUAUAGGAUCAAUUAGCAUAGCACAAGAGAUGGAACAUUAUAUUUCUCUAAAUGGAUUGGAAUUCGAUCUACAAGUCCAAACAUCUCUCAUACACUUGUACUCCAAGUUUGGAAGCAUCAAGAAAGCCCAAGAAGUAUUUCAAAAAGUGGCAGAUAAAGAUUUAACUGUUUGGUCUUCCAUGAUAAAUAGCUAUGCUAUUCAUGGGAUGGGGAAAGAAGCGAUUGACCUAUUUCGCAAAAUGACAACUACAGAAGGAAUAAUUCCAGAUGCUAUUGUUUACACCAGUGUUUUGCUUGCUUGUAGCCAUGCAGGGUUAGUAGAAGAUGGAUUGAAGUACUUCAUAAGUAUGCAAAAAGAUUUUGGAAUAACUCCUAAGAUAGAAGAUUGCACUUGCUUGGUAGAUCUUCUUGGUCGAGUUGGCCGGCUUGACUUAGCAUUAGAUACGAUUCAGGGGAUGCCCUUGGAAGCACAAGUGCAAGCUUGGGCUCCCUUGCUCAGUGCUUGUAGGAUCCAUGGUAAUGUUGAGCUUGGGGAGAUUGCUGCUGUCAAGUUACUAGAGCUUAGUCCUGGAAGCUCUGGAAAUUAUGUAUUGAUGGCUAAUUUGUACACCUCAUUCGGCAAGUGGAAGGAGGCUCAUGAAAUGAGAAAAUUGAUAGAUGGUAAAGGACUGGUUAAAGAAUGUGGGUGGAGCCAGGUUGAGAUCGGUGGUAGAUUUCAUACAUUUGCAGCAGGUAAUCCGUCACGUGUUCAGUUGGCCAAUAUCUAUAAGAUGCUAGAAGAUCUAAAUUUUACUCUUCAAGAAGGUAGCUGUGCAGGACAAGCUGAUUUGUCUCUGUCUCCUAGAACAGAUGUUAUUUCAUUUUCUCCAAAUGAAGAGACCAAGGAAGCACUGAAAAUAGUACGAGACUUCACCAUCAAUAAUAAUGAUGCUUCAGUGUUCUUGGAUGCUCAACAUUACUGCAUCAUGAAAACCAGCUUAGAUUAUCUCUCCAGUUUGUCUGCUAAUGAUGGUUUAUCAGGAGCAAUGAGAGCAUUGAUAUCUGAAACUUCAAUUGUGUUUUGCACAUUGUAG